This is a messenger RNA of Fraxinus pennsylvanica, 1842 nucleotides long. NCBI's taxonomy places the organism in Eukaryota, Viridiplantae, Streptophyta, Magnoliopsida, Lamiales, Oleaceae. The record is from the annotation of a GenBank genome assembly.
AUGGAACCGCCGGAAGUAAACGCCACAACUGAGUCGCCGGAGAAGAUAAUUCUCCGCUGGGACUCUAUGGCGGCGGAGGAAGCCCGUGAAAAAAUGAUCUUUGAUAGCGACCGUCACGAGAUCGACCUAUACCUCCACGCCGUGGACGAGCUGCAGAAGUCCAUGAACUCUACCACCCUCUCUGAUUCGAACUCCUCCGCCCUUCAUAUGGCCAUGGCUCGGCUUGAAGACGAGUUUCGCAACAUCCUUAUUUCACAUACUUAUCCUAUUGAAACUGAAUCAUUCUCCGAGUUCAGUAAUUCGUCCACGCAUCAUUCUAUAGGUUCUACUUCGGAUAGCAGUGAGUUGAUUAGCUCGAACUCGGAGGAAGUAGAAUUUAAGUACGAUAUUGAAGGAAGCCUGGUCAAACAAUUGGAGCAUCUAGAGAGCAAUAGCAGCAGUACAAGCUCUUGUUACAAGUCUACGAGUAGUAUUCGGGAGGUGGAUCUCGUACCUAAUGAAGCAAUCUACGAUCUACGGUGUAUAGCGGAGCGUAUGAUUGCUGCCGGGUACUUGAUGGAGUGUAUUCAGGUGUAUGGCAGCGUAAGGAAGUCAGUGGUGGACGCGAACUUCAAGAAGCUGGGGAUCGAGGAUAUUCAGAGGCUCGAGUGGGCGAUUCUGGAGACGAAGAUCCGGAAGUGGAUUCGAGCUUCGAAAAUCUGUGUUCGGGUUCUUUUCGCGAGUGAGAAGAUGCUGUGCAAGCAAAUAUUUGAAGGUUUGUGUACUUCUACUGAUGAUGCUUGUUUUAUGGAGACCAUUAAAGGUCCUGCAGUUCAAUUGUUUACUUUUGCAGAAGCAAUUAGUAAUACUAAAAGAUCGCCUGAGAAAUUGUUUAAGAUGUUGGAUCUUUAUGAUGCUUUAUCUGAUUUAUUGCCUGAUAUUGAGGCUGUUUUUGAGUCGAAAUCUACUGAAUCUAUUAGGGUCGAGGCGGCAGAGAUAUUGUCUAGGUUGGCCGAGGCCUCGAGAAGGAUACUGUUGGAAUUUGAGAAUAGAAUUCUUCAGGAACCAUCAAGAGGUCAGGUUCCAGGAGGGACUCUUCAUCCCUUGACUAGAUAUGUAAUGAAUUAUAUUAGUUUGAUACCGGAUUAUAAGCAAACUUUGCAUGAAUUGAUUGUAUCGAAGCCCUUGACCGGGUGGAGAUACUCGGAUGAUCUGAAUAUGCCAGAUAUGGAUUUCUUGGAGUUCGAGGGAGAGAUAACCCCAUUAUCUCUUCAUUUGAUUUGGAUAAUUGUGAUUUUGCAGUUUAAUUUGGAGGACAAAUCUAAGCAUUAUAAGGAUGCAUCCUUGUCACAUUUGUUUAUCAUGAAUAAUGUGCAUUAUAUUGUUCAAAAGAUAAAAGGGUCACCUGAGUUGAGGGAGAUGAUUGGGGAUGAAUAUUUGAAAAAGUUAACAGGGAAAUAUCGGCUGGCUGCAACUAGUUACCAGCGAUCGACCUUGGUGAAUGUAUUGUAUUGCUUGAGAGAUGAAGGAUUGCAUGUGAGAGGGAGUUCUUCAUCUGGUGUGUCCAAGAGUGCUUUGAGAGAAAGGUUUAAGGCUUUCAAUGCUAUGUUUGAGGAGGUUCACAAGACCCAAGCAACUUGGUUGGUACCCAACCCUCAGCUGCGUGAGGAGCUUAGGAUUUCCAUAUCCGAUAAGGUUAUUCCGGCUUAUAGAUCUUUUCUUGGACGGUACAAAAGCCAUGUUGAGAGUGGAAGGCACCCAGAGAUUUACAUCAAGUACUCGGUUGAGGACCUUGAGAAUGCAGUCUUGGAUUUCUUUGACAGACACCCGGUGUCCCUUCAACAAAAGAGGAGAUCUCAGUAA